Uloborus diversus is the source of this 2623-nucleotide messenger RNA. RefSeq names its product condensin-2 complex subunit D3-like. The record is from RefSeq and is a predicted model, not a curated record. The transcript has 4 exons. Gene Ontology annotation, biological process: mitotic chromosome condensation; meiotic chromosome condensation. Gene Ontology annotation, molecular function: histone binding. NCBI's taxonomy places the organism in Eukaryota, Metazoa, Arthropoda, Arachnida, Araneae, Uloboridae. Gene Ontology annotation, cellular component: condensed chromosome, centromeric region. The coding region runs from base 1 to 2460 and encodes 819 amino acids.
AUGCUUUUCAAUUUAGAACAGGAUCAGCCUUUGUAUUCUGGAGAAACCUUAGUAGCUUUGAAACGACUCUGUCUUACAGUUUGUGACAAAACAGACUUUCGCUCCAUUGUUGCUCAAUCCGUUUUGAAAUUGAUGGUUCUUUUACUCAGUAAGGAUUUUGUGGACUUCAUCCAAUGGUUACUUCAACUAUCUGAUUCGAAUGACCUUAAGGAUAGGAUAUUUGCACUUGAUAUUUUAAGCGAAAUACUCGUUCAGAAGCCUAAAAUAGACCCUGGGAGUCUUGAUGAACCAUUGAAAACAUAUUUAACAGAAAUGCCAAUAAUUUUCCAAGUAUUAACAAGGUGUGAUGAUACUUCAGCAGCUGUUAGGACUAAAGCUCUUGCUGUUUUGUCUCAAAACAUGGAUUGUAUAUUAAAGUUUUUCGAUAAGUUUAGAGAUGAACAAUGGGAGCCUGAAGAGUUUGAAGAAGUGUCUGCAGUGAAUGGUAUUGAUCGUAGUUUCUGGUACAAUAUAUCUUCUCACCGGGAGAGAUUAAACGAAAUUGCAUCUAUACUUAUUCGAAGAAAUGAUGAUAGCAAUGUGCAUACAAGGAAAGCUGCUCUUCAAGCUUUGGAAAGUCUUAUUUCUUUUGAUAACACAUAUUUAAAUGAAGAGAACUUGAAGAAGUCACUGACUGAAUUUUCUGUUCCUGUUGAUUUUGUACCUUUGUAUAUCAAUAGCUUAAGGCAAAUCAAUAAAAGCUUGAACGAAGAGGAUGAACUACAAAAAUUAGCUGAUGAAGUUGUUAAGAAAUCUAUAGAAUCAUUAUCUUGUGCAGUGUUUAAGAAAUCCUCCUGUCAGAAAUUAACUGAAGAUGUCAUGGCAAGGAAAUUAUGUCUGAUUGUAGAAAUGUGCCAUUUUUAUCCUUCAUAUAUUACAGAAAAUCUCCUUUUAAUUUUAAAAGCAUUUGUGUCAUCAAGACUUACUAAAGCAAACAAUCAGUUGCCUAGCAUAAGCCCUACUUUACAGAGCCAUGCAUUUGCAGCUUUAGGUAAACUGUGUCUUCAAGAAGAAAGCUUAGCAAAGGAACUCCUUCCUGCUCUUGCAAAAGAGAUGCUGACUUCGGAGCAUGGAGUAAUUAGGAGUGCUGUAGUUGUCAUCAUGAUUGAAAUGUGUAAACGAUAUACUUCCUAUGCUGAUAAAUAUAUUCCACUUAUAUGCCUGUGUUUCAAAGACUCGCUCUUCAUUGUUCGUUUCCAAGCUGCUACAAUGAUUAUAAAUCUUUUGCAGGAAGAUUACAUUAAGUGGAAAAGUCCUUUGUUCUUCUGUUUAUUGUCUACGAUUCUUGAUAAGAAGGAAGCUGUACAAGAACUUGGAAAGUAUUGCUUGUGUGAUCUCCUAACCAAAAAACAGCCAACACUCUUUUACGAUCGUUUUCCGGAAAGUAUUUUUGUAUUCAAUUGCUUUAAGCCUCAGAAUAACAAGAAUAUAUCUAGCUUAGUCAAGCAUCUAGAAAAGUUUGCUCUUAAGGGUCCCACUAAUACUGAAAAAAGAAUUACUUUAUAUGCAUUUUUACUUCAAAAUAUACCAUAUCUCAAAAGAUUUUGCUUGAUUCCCUCGAUUGUAUCAAUUUUUGAUAGAAUUGCAGAAGGUGUUUAUCCUUUAAAUGAAGAGACAGAAUCUAUUAUCAGAGAUUGCUUCAUGAUUGUGACCUCUAAAGAACUUGAAUUUCAUUCUCAGAAGGUAACACCUGAAGAUUCUGAAGAAAAAGAAGAAGAUACUGCACCAGAUGAUCUGCAAUUCGUUAAGCUAGUGAUAAUAGAGCCCCUCAUGCCAAGUAUUUUGAAGCUAUAUAAUUGUGUUCACCUUGCAAAGUUAAAAUUAGCUGACGAUAUCAUACCUUUCUUAACUGAAAUUUUGCAAAAUCACAAAUCUGAAGUGAAAGACAUCCUCUCAGAAAACUUUGGAUUACUCAAGGCUGUGGAAAGCCAGUAUAAGAAAGAAUCUAUUCCAGCGCGUCCUUUUAAUAAAGAGGAUCAUGAAGAAGGGGACGGGCAGUGUCAGCAGACACCUCAGCCACGAAUGUCUAUGCGAUCCCAAAACAUGCUUAACGUCAUGCUUAAUGGUGAGGAUAGUUGUGCGAAUGAUUCAAUUAACAAUGCAAAUAGAGAAGUUGGGGACGUGUCACUGCCCUUGAGAAAGUCUCAAAGAGGUAGCAUGCGUCCGAAAAGGAAUGUUGACAAUAUGGAAUGUGAAAAUGCUUCAGAUCCAUCUCCCGGUGAUUCUGAGUCUGCAGAAGUAACUCAAGUUUUAAACGUACCUCCCAUUGCAAAAGAUUCCCAAGUGGCAUCCACCCCUAGACUGAAAGCCUCUAGCAUACCUUUCUCGAGUACACCUCGAGUUGUUUUAAAACCACUUAAGCUCCCACGAUUGCAGAAUCUUAGCCUCAUUCAACCGUGUGACGAGGAAGAUGAAGACUAACUUUUAGACUUCUUUAUGAAUUUGAAAUAUAAAUACUUUCUUUCUUAAUGUCAUACUUUUGGUGUCUGAAUGAAGCCAAGAUUAUGCCCAAUAAUAAACUAACAACAUUAAUUGUUUAUUUAUUUUUCUAUAUUUGUUAGCUAAAUUGUUACUGAAUGUUUUG